CGGACUCACUUCAAAGCAGAGAGAAGAAGAGGUUAAGACAAAUAACAAACACAUCUAAAGAUGAGUAUCUGUCUCAACCUCAGAACAUUGCUUCUUAACUUUGUUAUUACCUUCACAAUGCUUUCUCUAUCUCAUGAAGCAAGACAAAAUCUCGAUUCCCCUGUGAGAGCAGUUAGUCUUGGUGGUUGGCUCGUUACUGAAGGUUGGAUCAAACCUUCUCUCUUCGAUGGAAUUCCAAACAAGGAUUUCUUGGAUGGAACUGGUCUUCAGUUCAAGUCUGUGACAACAGGGAAGUAUCUGUGUGCAGAGUCCGGAGGAGGAACGAUCCUAGUUGCAAACCGCACUGCCGCUUCGGGCUGGGAAACAUUCAGGUUAUGGAGGCUGAACGAGACCACUUUCAGAUUCAGGGUGUUCAACAAGCAGUUUGUGGGAUUAGAUGGGAUCAACGUUGUAGCUAUUACCAAUAUUUCAACUGAUUCUUUAACUUUCAAUAUUGUUAAGGAAAGUAAUAAAUCUAACCGCGUUCGAAUCAAAACAACUAGUGGUAGCUAUUUGCAGGCAAAGUCGGAGGUGAUGGUGACUGCAGACAUUUCAAAGGUAAGCGGAUGGAGAGACGAUGACCCAACAGUAUUCCAACUGACAAUUGGUGGAAGGAUGCAAGGUGAGUUCCAGGUCACCAAUGGUUAUGGCCCACUCAAGGCUCCCCAAGUCAUGAAGGACCACUGGAACAGUUUCAUUGUUGAAAAUGAUUUGAAGAUGAUAGCGAGUAAGGGAAUAAAUGCACUUAGAAUUCCGGUUGGAUGGUGGAUAGCAAGUGAUCCAACUCCACCCUCUCCUUAUGUUGCUGGUUCCUUGCAUGCUCUAGACAAUGCCUUCUUCUGGGCUCAGAAAUAUGGGUUGAAAAUUAUCAUUGAUCUUCACGCUGCACCUGGUUCCCAAAAUGGGUAUGAGCAUAGCUCCUCCAGAGACACUUCUCAAGAAUGGGGGAAAACAGAUGAGAACAUCCAACAAACCGUUAAUGUUAUAGAGUUCUUAGCUGCAAGGUACGCAAAAAGCACAAGCCUGUAUGCGGUUGAGCUGAUAAACGAGCCUCUAUCACCAGGUGCCACCUUAGAGGCUUUGAACAAGUACUACAAAGCUGGGUAUGAAGCAGUGCGCAAACACUCAAAGACAGCUUAUGUUGUUUUGUCAAAUCGGUUAGGGUCCUCAGACCCAAGGGAAUUCUUCCCUGUUGCCACUGGCCUUAUGAAAACAGUGAUUGAUGUCCACUACUACAGCCUCUUUGAAUCCAAAUUUGACAACUAAUAAACACAAACAAAAUCUCUUGGCUUUAUUCAUA
Messenger RNA from Arachis ipaensis, 1339 nucleotides. Its product is annotated as putative glucan 1,3-beta-glucosidase A. Gene Ontology annotation, biological process: polysaccharide catabolic process; establishment or maintenance of cell polarity; cell migration. Gene Ontology annotation, cellular component: cytoplasm; actin cytoskeleton. Gene Ontology annotation, molecular function: actin filament binding; hydrolase activity, hydrolyzing O-glycosyl compounds. The record is from RefSeq and is a predicted model, not a curated record. Lineage: Eukaryota; Viridiplantae; Streptophyta; Magnoliopsida; Fabales; Fabaceae.